ACAUUGUCUACCUCGGUACCUCCCUAUCAAACCGUCAAUGCGCACGAGACCUCUCUAAUACUACCAAGAUCAAAAUUAUUGUUCAGAAACAUGGCCAUUUAUCACGUUGUCCUCUUCAAGCUGAAGCCCAAUGUGCCUCAGCAAAGCAUCGACGAGAUGCGCGCUGCCGGCAAAGCCAUGCUUGGCGUCGUGCCAGGUCUGAGGUCCUUCGAGUUCGGUCCUCCGCUCGCGAGCACUGCGCACCGCGCUCAGGGCUUCGAUCUCGGCUUGAUCGCUGUGUUGGAUACCGAAGCGGAUGUCCUCGCUUACGGUCCACACCCAGCUCAUCAGGUGGUCAACAAGAUUCGGGAAGCUAUCGCUGCAGAGACGUUGGCCUAUGACUUGGAGGUACCUGAUGUCGCUUAG
Messenger RNA from Fusarium keratoplasticum, 405 nucleotides. RefSeq names its product Stress-response A/B barrel domain-containing protein. The record is from RefSeq and is a predicted model, not a curated record. The transcript is spliced from 3 exons. Lineage: Eukaryota; Fungi; Ascomycota; Sordariomycetes; Hypocreales; Nectriaceae. Bases 91 to 405 code for a protein of 104 amino acids.